CAGUCCAGUCUCUCUGCAGGUCAAGAAAGAUGGCGGCGGCGGCGGCGGCGGUGGAGAGCGGGCUCAAGCAGCGGAAUCAUAAAAACAGCUUCUUCACACAAGGCGGCAGCGACCGGUUUAACUCCCCGAUGAGGUGCGAGGAGGAAGAGGACGAGCUGCUGGAGGAAGAGGAGGAGGAGGAAGAGGCCAGUGCUCCGCGGCCGGUGCAGAUCGUGUCGGCGGAUGAGGAGGAGCACUCGUUCUCGCUGCAGGAGGAGGCGCUGGAGCGGCUGCUGCUGCAGGACGCCGUGCAGGACCUCCACGUGGUCGUGGUCUCCGUGGCCGGAGCUUUCCGCAAGGGCAAGUCCUUCCUGCUGGACUUCAUGCUGCGCUACAUGCACAGACAGUCGGGUUCGUGGGUCGGCAGCGACGACGAGCCCCUGACGGGCUUCAGCUGGCGAGGAGGCUGCGAGAGGGAGACCACGGGCAUCCUGGCCUGGAGCGAGGUGUUCGUGGUGGAGAAACCAGACGGCUGCAAGGUCAGUUCACGGGCCGACGCCCCGGUCGGCAUCUUCUCGCCGCUUGUGUACAACCUCUCCCAAAAUGUCCAGGAAGACGACCUGCAGCAUCUCCAGCUCUUCACCGAGUACGGACGGCUGGCCAUGGAGGAGGUCUACGAAAAACCUUUUCAGUCUCUGAUGUUCCUGAUCAGAGACUGGAGCUACCCCUACGAGCAUCCGUACGGUCUGACGGGAGGACAGAGCUUCCUGGAGAAGAGACUGCAGGUCAAGCAGAACCAACACGAGGAGCUGCAGAACGUCAGGAAACACAUCCACUCGUGCUUCUCCAACAUCGGCUGCUUCCUCCUGCCUCACCCGGGCCUCAGGGUGGCCACCAACCCGCACUUCGACGGACGCCUCAGCGAUAUCGACGAGGAGUUCAAGGCGGAGCUGGUGAACCUCGUCCCGACGCUGCUCGCUCCGGAGAACCUGGUGGAGAAAGAGAUCGGAGGAGUGAAGAUCACCUGCAGAGACCUACUGCACUACUUCAAAGCUUACAUGAAGAUCUACCAGGGAGAGGAGCUUCCUCACCCCAAGUCCAUGCUGCAGGCAACAGCUGAAGCUAAUAACCUGGCCGCUGUAGCAGGAGCCAAAGACUUGUACAACAAGAGCAUGGAGCAGGUCUGCGGCGGGGACCAGCCCUACGUUUCCCCGACUGAGCUGGAGCGGCGCCACGCCGAGCAGCGCCAGGCCUCGGUGAGACACUUCCGCUCGGUGAAGAAGAUGGGCGGCGAGGACUUCUGCCGGCGCUACCAGGAGCAGCUGGAGGCGGAGCUGGACGAGGCCUACGCCAACUUCAGCAAGCACAACGACGGCAAGAACAUCUUCUUCGCCGCGCGGACGCCGGCCACGCUGUUCGCCGUCAUGUUCGCCAUGUACGUGGCGUCGCUGGUCACGGGCUUCGUGGGCAUCGGCUCCGUGGCCGCGCUGUGUAACCUGGUGAUGGGCGCCGCGCUGACUGCGCUCUGCGUCUGGGCGUACGCCAAGUACUCGGGCGAGUACCGCGAGGUGGGAGCGGUCAUCGACCAGGUGGCUGAAACUCUCUGGGAGCAGAGGACUCCACGAAAGGUUUUCUCCAAGCUCUUCGAAGUGGCUCGGAGUCGAGUCCCGUUGGGGAGCCUGAUCCCGGCGCCGCGGCCCCGGCUCGCCUCGAACAACAACGUCAAGAAGAAAAACUAGCAGCACGCCACCUUGUUUUCCCAAGGCGUUUGAUCUUUCCUCUCCUUUCACUCUCUGCUCAGUUUUGAAAAACAAUUUUUUUUUAAGACUGUUUGAGAUGUGUAAAUUUGAGUUUUUGUUCUCUGACUGUAGACGAAGGUUCCUCGCCGUGCCGGCUGUAGACCCGGACGAAGCAGUGUGAUGUAUUUUAGUAUUUGUCAGUGGGCGGGGUUUAGGUAUUUAUUGGUGGGAGGGGCCAUUAUUCUAUCACCGAGAGUCGUCCCGGGUGAGUGUUUGCCCGUUGGACGACUCAGCAUUAAUGAUUCCUAUUUAUGUGAACGUAUGAAUGAAGAGCAUGACCUCCUCACGGUCCCCUUCCUGUCCCAACGUCUCCGUCAGGUCGGUCUCUGUCGCUGGGCGGCGUCCCAACCAAAGUUUUCAGCUUUACUCUUAGAGGCUCUCAGACUGGCGGGCUGACACAGCGCAUUCAGGACUUCAUCAACAAGUCGGUUUCUGGGACAUUUUUUACAGUUUUUCUUACUUACUCUGAAUCACAAACUCAUGGAUGUUUCUACGGUUCUGUGCGUUUGAACGACGAUUCCUACGGUUUAGCUUAAAAUGGUCAGUUUGGGUUUUUACUUCUCGGUAGUCGGUGUGUUACUGGUCUCACGUUGCCACAGCGCUAGCGUUGGGAAUUGUUUGGAUUUUAACGAUUAUCGUUUCCAAAGAACAUUCAUUGCUUCUGGGAGAAAACCUACCGCUGGGUUGAGAAUUAUGUGUGACUGUGUGUAGAGAGAGUGGACAGCGUUCGGACACAGACUUGUGUUCUCGCAACUCUUCAUCUUCCUUCUUCUGACUAGGGAUGCACCGAAUCCAGAUUUUUGGGGUUGGGCUGAAUCCUGAGAAUCCUGGUAGAGAUUGUGCUGACUCCUCCUCCCAUCCUCAGUCAAUGAACCCAGUAAACACAUGAAUGAAGUAAACAGGGACUGUCCUUCCUUUGCCGUACCUGAAGUUGCU
Messenger RNA from Perca fluviatilis (European perch), 2714 nucleotides. Its product is annotated as atlastin-2-like. The transcript is spliced from 13 exons. Gene Ontology annotation, biological process: protein homooligomerization; endoplasmic reticulum organization. The record is from RefSeq and is a predicted model, not a curated record. Gene Ontology annotation, molecular function: GTP binding; GTPase activity. NCBI's taxonomy places the organism in Eukaryota, Metazoa, Chordata, Actinopteri, Perciformes, Percidae. The coding region runs from base 30 to 1718 and encodes 562 amino acids.